Rhipicephalus sanguineus (brown dog tick) is the source of this 2049-nucleotide messenger RNA. RefSeq lists its product as uncharacterized. The transcript is spliced from 9 exons. The coding region runs from base 1 to 2049 and encodes 682 amino acids. NCBI's taxonomy places the organism in Eukaryota, Metazoa, Arthropoda, Arachnida, Ixodida, Ixodidae. The record is from RefSeq and is a predicted model, not a curated record.
AUGAACGAGAAGAAGAUUAUCUCUCGUGUCAUGGACGCCAUGGCGAUCCGCCUAGCGACUUCUCUCCUGCUCCUGCUACUUCAGAGGACUGAAUGCCUGCGCGGCUCGGCUGCAUCGCAGACGUCUUCGCUGACGCUCGUAGCGGAGAACCCCGGCGCGGGCGACUGGUCGCUGGGAGACACCGUCCGCCUCUCGUACGUGCUCGAGACGCAGGCCGACACGCACGUCACCUGCACACGUGACAGCCGCCUGGUCAGCGCUUACCUGUUCACCGUGCCUACGCGCACAAUCACCGUCAGGGCCCGUCGCCUGUUACUGGUGCGCAACGCCUCCGUGGAGAACGCGGGACGCUACCUGUGCCGGGCGCGCAGCGGCAACGCUUCGCGAGCAGUCGGUUGGCGGGUGCGAGUGCGGACACGUGACCAGUGUCCUUCGGUGCUGCCCUGUCAGGAGGCGCAGGGGCGACCGUGCACGCCCUGUUCAUGUCCCCAGGGUCGCGCCUUCUUCGGCAAGAGUCGCGCGUUCACCUGCUACGAGACUCCGCGCGGACACUUGGGCAACGACCUCAAGAUGGCUGUGAACGUGAGCCGACGUUUGUACACCUUCGAGCAGUUCGAGCCAGUCGUCGUCGAGUACGAACUUCGGGCCUACGGAGACACGCAGGUUACAUGGCUGGUCGACAACGUAGUCUACCACACGCACACUGUCCUUGUGCCCCAAAAGUCGACAGGUUUGGUUUCCUUCAGCAAGAGGUUCGUCCUGGACCCAUCUCCGAAGGCUGCCAGGCACGUGGAGCUGACUGUAGAGGCACAGCUAAGGCACACCGACCUGCGCGUCAGCGAGUCUGUGACUGCGGUGAUGUCUCGCAGCGUGCUCUGGUCUUCGUGCAAGGAGGAGAACUGCAGCGCCAUCAACGCUCACUGCGCCCCGUCCGGCCGGUGCGAGUGUGCCGAAGGCUGGACCGAGAGCAGAGGGGUCUGCCGGCUGCACUGCCACUCGAACCCCGACUGCCAAGAGCUGGGCAAGACGACCGUGUGCAAGGACCACGAGUGCGAGUGCGGCCGCGGUCACGUGCUCAAGCACAAGCGCUGCAUGCCCCUCGAGUGCUUCAAUCACAAGAUGUGCACCGACAUGCACGGCGCCUUCUCGUCCUGCCACCAGGGUCGCUGCUGGUGCCUUGCGGGUCACGUGAUGACCAACGGCAGAUGUGAUCCCGUCGACUGCCUCGACGACUCGGAGUGUACCGAGGAGAACACACGCUGCAUCGGCCGCCACUGCCGCUGUGCCAGCGACUUUGACCUCGUUGAGAACAAGUGUCGCAAAAGCAAGGUGGGCGAGUGCAACCUCGACGUCCCCUGUCCUCGCAACCACUCAACCUGCCUGCACGAGGAAGGGGAGUGCUUCUGUGCCCCGGGCUACCGAGCCGUGUUCGCCCUCUCGUCAGCCGAGCGCACCUGCCUUCGCGUCUCGUGCGCGAUCGACUCCGACUGCACGGCGGCGUCGGCGGUUGCCCGCUGUCAGCGCGGGCUCUGCGUGUGUCCCGACGACAGGCCGGCAGAGAGCGGCUUCUGCCUGCUGCCUCACGACUCCAGAACUGUAGCGCAGGGACUGUGGGGCGUAACCAAGAUGGUCACGUACUGCGUCGGCCUGGUCAUCGGCGUCGUCGCCUUCGCCGCCGUCUCCAUCACCCUGCUGAAGGCCAAGGCUUCCGCAGGCUACGCGCCCAGUCCUGGAGAGGACGACGAUGCCGUGGGCAAGCAGAUGGGUGACGAAGGCGCCAUCAUGGCCGAGGCGGUGCGCAUGAGGAACCGGCGGGGAGGUCCGAGCGACCUCGAGGCGACCCGGGAGAUCGAGGUCGAAGAAUCGGAGCUGGACUGCGACCUCGCGGACUACUUCGAAGAGGAAGAGCGGCGCAUGGACCGCAUGUUCGUGCGGUCGCUGUUCCCGAAGUUGUCCGAUGGCCUGUUCUUAGCCUCGCAUGGAGGAAGCCGAACGUCCUCUUCGGGAGGGAUUGAAGACACGUCUCCGAGGACGACCGUUCAUACUUAG